Molecule: messenger RNA, 2535 nt
Organism: Cucumis melo (muskmelon)
Lineage: Eukaryota; Viridiplantae; Streptophyta; Magnoliopsida; Cucurbitales; Cucurbitaceae
Exons: 7
Coding region: 149-1138 (329 amino acids)
Molecular function (GO): protein binding
Source: RefSeq, a predicted model, not a curated record
ACCACUUUCUUUUCUAGGAAAACUAAUCAAAUCAAAUCAAGAGAGGGGAUCAGUUCAUACUAUCCACCUUGGGAUUCAUUUGUUCACUGAUCCAAAUCCAAUAAAAUGGAAGCCAUGUUAAUUUUGUUGGAAUAAGUGAAGAAAGAAGAUGAACAACAAAGAAGGAUUACGAGAUCUUUUGUACACAAACGUGAAGAAAGGGAAUUGGGAGGAAGUGAUAAAGAAAUGUGGAGAAGAUAUAGAAGGUUUGGGUAUGAUGCUGACACAAGCAAUGAACACGACGUUGCAUUUGGCUGCAUAUGACAAUAAUGUAGAAGUGGUUGAGAGGCUAGUGAGAAUGAUUAGUAUGUUUGAAAGAAAGGACAUUCUUAGGAUUAAAAAUGAAAGAGGGAACACUCCUCUUCAUGUGGCUGCGACAAUGGGAUGUGCUAGAAUGUGUCGCAUCAUUGGUUCCAUGGAUGAGAAGUUAGUUGAUGAGAGGAACAAAGACGGUGAAACUCCGCUCUUCUUGGCGGCCCUCCAUGACCACAAGAAUGCGUUUUAUUGUCUGUAUGACUUUUGUAAAAUGGACCUUGUUCGAUUUGACAAAAAUUGCAGGAGGACUAAUGGAGAUACCAUUCUUCAUUGUGCUCUAAAAAACGACCAAUUUGAUUUGGCGUUUCAAUUAAUUCACAAGAACAAUGAGGCUGCUGCCUGGGCAGAUAAAGAAGGUCAAACCCCUCUCCAUGUUCUUGCAACUAAACCAUCUGUCUUCGAAAGCGGUGCCCACAUGAGCAGAUGGCAUUACAUCGUUUAUAACUGUAUUCAUGUGGAUGAACUAAAGCCUGAAUCAGGAGCAACUGAAGCAAAGAAAACCACAAAACUAAUGAGAGCUGCUUCCUUUUUCCCAGAAAACUACGCCACUUGCAUUGAUUUCGUUACAAUUUUGUGGGACAAACUUUUAAUCAUUAUCAGUUGGAAACGAGCAACGAAGAGGAAGGAAGAAAUGAACCCGUGUAACUAUAAUGAAACUAAGGGCCUCGAUCUCGAAGUAGAUGUUGACAAGGAAACUGAAAGUAUGGAAAUCCAUCAAUUAGACCUUCCCUCAGACUCUCAACUUCUCAAAAGACCUGGUGGUCAUCCAUUAGGAAGGAUUUGAUCAAAUUAGAGAGCUAAAAGAGGAGAAACAGAAACACUGAGUCCACCCGAUAUGGUCAGUUCAAGUGAUGGAGAAACUUCUAACAUUGAGUCCACCCGAUAAAUAUGGCCAAAAUGGAGAUUCUCCCAAGAUCUCAAGCUUACAAAAGGACGAAACAGUUCCUUAUCUUGUCCAAGGACCUUUCGUCCGCUUCAAUAACAAUCAAAUCACAAAUGAAACUAAGUCAGGUAAUAAUUUAUGAUUUAAUUAACAAUUUCAAAAUGCUAAUGAUCUCUCUCUUUCUUUUUUUUUUUUUCUUUUGAACUAAAAAAAUGCUUGAAUGAAUGAAUGAAUGGAAAAAUGAUGAAUGAUGAGAGCAGAAGAUAAAGUGAAGGUUAUUGCAAAAGAGACGCCAAUAUUAUUAGCAGCAAAGAACGGGGUGGUUGAGAUGGUGAGUAGAAUAUUCGAACAUAGUCCACUGGCGAUUCAUGAUAGUAACCAAGAGAAGAAGAACAUGGUUCUUUUGGCUGCAGAAUAUCGACAACCACAUGUAUACAAAUUUUUACUUAGAAAAAAGAGUGAUCUUGAAAUCUUGUUUCGAGCUGUGGAUGAGAAUGGUGACAGCGCCAUUCAUCUCGCUGCUCACCUCAAAACUGAUAACCCUUGGCACAUCAAUGGACCUGCCUUGCAAAUGCAGUGUGAAGUUAAAUGGUAUAAGUAUGUGAGGGAUUCAGUGGAACCCGAUUUCUUUGCUAAACACAACUACAAGGGAGUACUUGCAAGAAACAUCUUCUACGCCACACACAAGGAGCUAGCUAAAAAGGGUGCGGAGUGGCUUGUCAAGACCAUCGAUUCAUGCUCCAUGGUCGCUGGUCUGGUUGUGACGGUAGCCUAUACUUCAGCCACGGCUGCCCCGGGUGGUAAUGGGGAUGAUGGUACCUCGCCAUUUGAAAUGGAAACAUGAUUUUUUAUCUUCUCUAUAGCUUCACUUAUUGCUCUUUGCCUCUCCUCAACUUCAGUGAUUAUGUUCUUGGGAAUUUUGACAUCGAGAUUUGACGAAAAAUGCUUUGGCACCACGUUGCCUGUUAGAUUGUUCGUUGGCCUUUCCUCACUUUUCUUCUCUAUUGUCGCGAUGCUGGUUUCGUUUUGUGCAGGCCACUACUUUCUACUUAGUCAUCGCUUUCAAAAUGCGACAGUUGUCAUCUACCUUGCAACUUCUCUCCCCGUUGCAUUAUUCUUCGUCAUAUCGCAACUUCCUCUUUUCUAUGAUAUGCUCGUUGCCAUUCUCAGUAAGACACUUGAAAGGAGAAGUGAUCAUCCCAACUUACCUGAAAAGGCGAAGAAUUCCAAAAAAGUGGAAGGAGAUAAAAAGAAUCAAUCACGAAAAAAAGAACAAGGUCCUUGACCUUAAUCCUCGA